Molecule: messenger RNA, 1028 nt
Organism: Egretta garzetta (little egret)
Lineage: Eukaryota; Metazoa; Chordata; Aves; Pelecaniformes; Ardeidae
Product: olfactory receptor 14A16
Exons: 2
Biological process (GO): G protein-coupled receptor signaling pathway
Cellular component (GO): membrane
Molecular function (GO): olfactory receptor activity; G protein-coupled receptor activity
Source: RefSeq, a predicted model, not a curated record
GACUUGCUCUGUUCUCCCUGAGUGCACCAGGAAUGCUGAGGCUUUCUGACAUCCAAGAAAACACCCAAGGUCCCCAUGCCCAGGGGCAGCAAUUGUCCAACAGCAGCUCUGUCAUCCAGUUCCUCCUCCUGGCCUUCGUGGACACAUGGGAGCUGCAGCUCUUGCACUUCUGGCUCUUCCUGUGCAUCUACCUAUCCGCCCUCCUGGGCAACGGACUCAUCAUCAUCACCAUAGCAUGUGACCACCGCCUCCACACACCCCUGUACUUCUUCCUCCUCAACCUCUCCAUCAUCGACCUUGGAUCCAUCUCAACCACUGUUCCCAAAACCAUGGCCAAUUCCCUCUGGCACACCAGAGAAAUCUCUUAUAGAGGAUGUGCUCUCCAGCUCUUUCUGUUUACCUUCUUGGUAGUAGCAGAGUUUUCUCUUCUCACCAUCAUGGCCUAUGACCGGUACGUUGCCAUCUGCCAACCCUUUCACUACGGGACCCUCCUGGGCAGCAGAGCUUGUGUCCAUAUGGCAGCAGCUGCUUGGGGCUGUGGCUUCCUCAAUGCUCUCCUGCACACUGUCACUACAUUUUCCAUUCCCCUCUGCCAAGGCAAUGCUGUGGAUCAGUUCUUCUGUGAAAUCCCCCAGAUCCUCAAGCUCUCCUGCUCACACUCCUACCUCAGGGAAGUUGGGCUUCUUGUGUUUGGUGUCUGUAUUGUAUUCGGGUGUUUUGUUUUCAUUGUGGUAUCUUAUGUGCAGAUCUUCAGGGCCAUGCUGAGGAUCCCCUCUCAGCAGGGACGGCACAAAGCUUUUUCCACGUGCCUCCCUCACCUCACUGUGGUCUCCCUUUAUGUCAGCACUGGCACAUUUGCCUACCUGAAGCCCCCCUCCAUCUCUUCCCCAUCCCUGGAUCUGGUGGUGGCUGUUCUGUACUCGGUGGUGCCCCCAACAGUGAACCCCCUCAUCUACAGCAUGAGGAACAGGGAGCUCAAGGAUGCCCUGAGGAAACGGAUUCAAUGGGUUCACCUUCGGCAUCCGUAA